This is a messenger RNA of Gambusia affinis (western mosquitofish), 6049 nucleotides long. Its product is annotated as CMP-N-acetylneuraminate-beta-galactosamide-alpha-2,3-sialyltransferase 1-like. Gene Ontology annotation, molecular function: beta-galactoside (CMP) alpha-2,3-sialyltransferase activity. The record is from RefSeq and is a predicted model, not a curated record. Lineage: Eukaryota; Metazoa; Chordata; Actinopteri; Cyprinodontiformes; Poeciliidae. The coding region runs from base 979 to 1980 and encodes 333 amino acids. The transcript is spliced from 7 exons.
CUCAGUCUGCUAUGACUGAGUGUCAUUAGCUUGGUGGAGUUUACCCUGCUUACACUGGCUGCCUUUAAUCCACCAGUCACCUCUGUUAUCCUAUUAGUCAGCUGCACUGAUGGAAAACAGCUGCAGCGAUAGCGUGAAGGUGGAAGGAGGGAGGUCACUGCAAGUAAAGACAGAUCAUUCUUUAGGUUACUGUCACUAAACUAAACUAUCACCAAUGAAGCAAAUUCAGUUAGAAAUCAGCUGCGGGUGACGUAGACCGGGUGGGUUUGUUUUUUCAGUGAUCUGAAUAGGCGGAUUUCUGACUGAAUGAUCAGAUGUGAGUGAAUGGUGAGGAUGCUGAGGGGCGUAGCGGCGUCGUGCCCCUCAUGGUCAGCCUUCAGGAACUAACCCGCCCGCCACUCACUGCCUGGGCGCGGAGGGAACAGCAGCGCCGCUCUUCACCGCUCUCUGCCGUCCUCCACCUUCGCGGAUAACAGGAGAGGAGGCGCAGCCUGCUUCUGCUCCUGCCUCGCGAGGGGAGGGAGUGAACUUGCAUUCAAACAGGCGGUUCGGAGCGCGUGCUCUCGCUCGGGCUGACUCGCGCCUCCAGUCCGCUCCACGCGGAGCCUCCGGCGGCUACGGCGCGCCGACAAGUACCGGGACACCGCUCGCCGCUCCGGAGCGACUUCAGGUUGAUAAGAGAAGAGUGAAAGACGCAGCAGUCGCUGACCCUGCAGUGUAAACACCUGAUUGGUAAAAGCGGUCACACAGAACACACUCCGUCCUCUGGUGGAUUUCAAGAUCUUUUCAAAACAACAAUACGGACGCCUUUGACUGAGGACGUUUACGAGCUAAAUCCUCAUCUCUCUGCAUAGCAAGGACGCCGGAGUUUUCCACAUUAUACCAUGUGACUGAAAUAUUUGUGGAUCUAAACUCGCCACAAUGCUGUUUCCCUUCACUGCACUCUCCGAGUUUUCAGCCAAGUGACUUUAUGACAAAAUGUCUUUGGCCAAAUGGAGAAAGUUCAGGACUUUUGCUGUCCUGCUGUGCGUUAUUACCUUCACCACACUCCUGUUCAGCUACACUUUCCGGGACCCAUCGCUCUACUUCUUCAAGUACUUCAGGCUCUCGGACAGCUUCUUCUCCAAGGGGCCGUGUUCCUGUCGGCAGUGCGUCGCCGAGCUGGAAGGCGACCAGUGGUUCGCCGAGCACUUCAACCUCUCCAUCCAUCCUUUGAUGACCAGGGAGAACAGCUUCCUCUCUGAUGAGACCUUUAAAUGGUGGCAGUGGUUGCAGUCAGAAAGGCACCCGGCCAAUUUCUCCGAGGUGGUGGAGGAGCUGUUCCAAGUCAUCCCCGACGACAUCCUCUACGUGGACGCCAGCCCCGAGCGCUGCCGGAGCUGCGCCGUGGUGGGGAACUCCGGGAACCUGAAGCGGUCCCGCUAUGGUGGCCUCAUUGACGCCUACGAUUUCAUCAUAAGGAUGAACCAGGCUCCCACCAGUGGAUUCGAGGAGGAUGUCGGAACGCGCACCACUCACCAUGUCAUGUACCCAGAGAGCGCCGUAGACCUGGACAACAACACCAGCCUGGUUCUGAUCCCGUUCAAGACUCUGGACCUGCAGUGGGUCAUCAGUGCUCUGACCACUGGCACCAUCACACACACAUAUUUACCAGUUAGGUCCAGGAUAAAGGCGAACAAAGAUAAGGUGUUAAUUUAUAGUCCAACUUUUUUCAAAUACGUCCACGAGUCGUGGCUCGAAGGUCACGGUCGAUAUCCGUCGACUGGCUUCCUCAGCCUGCUGCUUGCUCUCCACAUAUGUGACGAGGUCAGCGUGUUCGGAUUUGGCGCCGACCGGUACGGAAACUGGCACCACUAUUGGGAGGAGAACCAUUUGGCCGGAGCUUUCAGACACACUGGAGUCCAUGACGGAGAUUAUGAAUAUAAUGUCACCUUGCUGCUGGCGGACAAGCACAAAAUCCGAAUGUUCACUGGCAGAUGAUACCAAUCAUGGGAUGACCAGCGAAUGGACGUCACCGAGCUUUAAAUGAUAAAAAAAAAAACAAGCAAACAAAUAAAAUACUAAUUUUAUUGUGUCUGCAAAUAUGUCUGCUUGACCUCUUUUAUACUGGCCGGUUGUUUCUUAUUAGCUGGAGCUGCUGUCACGGUAAUUAGAAACCAAUCAAGCUUUCUGUCAAACGGACGUUUCAUUGAGGAGACAAAAAGCAACACUGCCGCUUUCCAGAAGCUCCGUUCCACCGCAGACUGAGCAGCCAGGAGGGAAGUAAAGAUGCAUGCCAUAUUAAAAUGCCAAUGUCACACGAUUAAACGUUUCCCUCUGUUUUCUUUUUGUUUUUUCCUAACCAACUUUAAUGUUUUGUUCUUUCUGUCUGACUUUCUCUGGAGUUCUUAAGCCCUUGUGUUAAUGAAAUUGAAAAGAACAAAGUCGUUCGGUCAGCAGCAGAAAGACAAAGUGCUGCAUUAUACUCCUGAUGUAUGCGUACGGAGGCCUGAAUUGCUAAAAAAAAAAAAAAGCCCAUUUUUUGAAGCUGCUAAGCCCUGCGUUUAAAACUAGUGUCAGAACCCUAUUGACUAAGGUGUAAAUCUUAUUCAUAAAUCGACACAAUGUGAGAGUCGAGGCGUCUUGGUUUAAUGGCCAUCAUGACAAAGUCUGGGUUGUUUUUAUUGCGCCGAUCAAUUCUUGCAUUACUCAUUUCCAUCACGUUGCUCCUUGCUCGUGUCCUUGCAGACGUUUGACGAUCGAAGAUCAUUCUUAAACUUAACCCCCAAGGACCGCAUUUUAUUACAAUAUGACAUUCAUAAAAUAUAUAUUUAUACAUAAAACACCCACUGGGCUGCAGCCAGCCUUCAAGAAUAAAUGAUGUUGUUAGCCUUCAAACAUAUUGUUAUCCAAACUGGGAACACUUCCAUCAAACAAACAUAUAUAUAUAUAUAUUUUUUUUUUUCCAAAAAAAUGUUUUCCAAUUUUAAAAUACAAUCUAAAAAGAAAUGCAUUUACAUACAUAGAAAAGUCAUUUGUCCUGUUGGUUGUUUGAUUGGCUUAAACUUUUAUUAAUCAGACAUUUUUCAGUGAUUAGUCGCUUACUACCAUGAAGAUGUGAGUUGAACUUCAAUAUUGACGUUGAUUUGGUUUUAACUGCUCUUGGAUCCUGUCUGGGCUUAGCCUUUAGCUCUUCCAAACAAACGUUAGCCUGUUGAUGUUUUGGUAUUUCCAUGACUCUUGGAUGUCAGAUUUAAGUUUAAAAAUAUGAACUAGGGGCGUGCUGUGGUGGCGUAGGGGAUAGCGUGACCCACAUUUGGAGGCCUUCAGUCCUCGACGCGGCGGUUGCGGGUUCGAUUCCCAGACCCGGCUGAUGUUUGACGCAUGUCUUCCCCCCUUCCUGUCAGUCUACUUUCGAGUAAGGGACACAAGAGACCACAAAAGACCCCCUGGAGGGGAAUGACCUAGAAGAUUUAUUGAAGUUGAAAUUCCAACUAGGAAUAAUGGAAUAAUCCAAAAGGAAUAGUAAUGUUAGCAUGCUAGCAUGUUAAACAGAGCUAGAGAACACUUAAAAAUGCAUUAAACUGAGUGAAAAUUUUAACCUGCUGCUUGGAAGUCAGAAUAGCCAUGUUGGGGGUCGGGGGGAUAAAAAGUGUAGAACACACCGGAAAAUUUUAAUUUUGACUUGGAAAGUCAGAGAUUUCUCACCAAGCCCCGAUCUCAAAAUCCAACAUGGCUGCCACACUUUCUAAAGAUGCUUCAUGUAAUACCGAAAGUAAUUUCCCUAUUGUUUAUGGCACUUCUGACCAUUUAUAUGUCAUUCAGUGACAUUCUGAAUGACAUAGAUCAGAACUAUUCAUACCCCUGGCAUAUUUAGGUAUAAAGUACUCUUAAUCUUACUUUCUUCUGAUUAUAAUUAGCAUAGACGCACUGGAGAAGCCAUGCUCGUCUCCCAACUUGAAUCUGACAAAGAAUGUGUGGAGGGAGUUAAUGAUUAGGGUGAUGGAAAAGAGGUUUUUCCAACCUUAAAUAUAAGCUCCAGCAGACAUGGAGCUUAUAUCGUCAUAAAACAUGCAAAAAUAAAAACUGGAAUACAAUUAUAAUAAGCAUUCGCUGCAAAGACAACAGUCUUCCAUGAAUUAUUGAGAAAGGUGUAAGUAAUUUUCAGCAAGGCAUAUUUUUAAUUCAAACUAAUUGAAAAGACAUUUUAUAAGAUAUUUAUACUUCUUUCAGUUUUUUAUUUCUCCUUUGAAUAAAUAUAUCUCUCCUUCCCUAUCAGAAAUUAUCUUCUUAUUUGAAUGAAUGUUAAGUCUCAUUGUACCAGGGGUAUGAAUAGUUUUGGGCUUACCUGUGUUUACCAACAUGUUCCUUUGGUAAAUAAAAAUGCAAAGCAAUACGUUGCUGGUGGCCUGUGUUGCUAACAUUAUACAAAUAGCUGAUCCCACUGACAGUUUAACUUGGAACUGGAGCAAGGUUUACUGGGUCAAGAUGUCAUUCCAGCUUCUAAGGUAAACAGAACAAACAUUUAUAUGGAGCUCAAUUGGGGCCAUAAAGUAAGUUCAAAUGAAAAAAAUAAACUGAAAAACAAAAAAAAAUUGGAAUCUCAAAAGUACUUUUGAACUUUUUUUUCCGUUUCAAAAACAUUUUUUUUCUGUUUCAGAUCUUUUCAGUUUAAUUUUUUGGCCCUAAUUUAGCUCCAUACCCUUAGCUUUGGCUUAGCUACUCUCCUAAAGUCACCAUGUUUAAAAAUACUUGAUGCACUUUCUGGAACAGCUAAAUUACUCACCCAGAAGCUAUUUCUCCAAUGUAUGCAUCUACUUAGUGUUUGGGCCUUAAGGAUAAGAAUCAUUAUGAUUGGGUUUCAUGUCAUAUAGCCUACAAAAAUAUGCCUUAUUAUUAAUAAAUAUAUACAGAGAGAGAGAGUGCAAUUUUUAUGUACAUAGUGACACAUUUGGAAUGAAAAGUAGAUGUAAGUGCCUUCAUGGACAGUUUUUGACAUUUAUUUUACCAUCAAAUUCAGCUGUGUUCUGAUAUUUACAAAUUUGUAAUGUCUAUGUUACUGUCUGUUCUAAUUCAAAUGGUAUAUGCCGUAUAACAAUCUAAAAGUUACAGUUAAGAUGUCGACAUGUUCAGCAUCACUCCAUGUAGUGGAGGUUUGAAACGAAAAUCUACUUGCUAAGCUACUGUAUGCAUUUAAAUGUUCAUUUCUCUGCGGUUGAGGGGAAUGAAAGCAUCCACAGUGGGUUUUUUUUUUCAACAGACUUUUCAGGCACUAAGGUUGGGUGCCAUCUCCUGAUUGGUUAAAAUUUGCUCCAUGUGCCUUGAAACCAAACUUUACAUUGUGACCUGCUUUACAUGUCUUCGCAAAUCUGUAGAGUCGUCUGAAGGCUGUUGCUGUUUAUUUGUUCUACAGGGAACACUGUCAUCUAGUGGACAAGCAUCACGUCUAUUAACCCUAAUAGACGUGAUGCAAUACAAACUAACUGUAAGCUCUUCAUAUUUCAUUGUCCAACUUUUAAAUAAUAUUUUUGAGUGUUUGAAGUUCAUGGAUGAAGCAACAUGUCAACUCUACUGGCCUGAGAAGGUUCACUGAGGUUGACCCGAGUGGGACAAACACAUGAUUAAAAUUUAAAUAAUUUAGUUAUUCAGCGAUCUGUGGAUGCCCAGGAAAUCUAUAAAUUGCUUUGAAAGACGUGUGUGGAGGGAGGGGAGUAAAUUAUUCAUAUGUCAUUCAAAAGACAGAUAAUUGCUUAUAAAUAAAAAUCAGUAUUUUAGAUAUUAUGGUGAGAACUUUGACUGGGUGUCCUUUUGUUCUACAGUGUUUUAAAAUCAACAUAUUCCCUCAUUCCUGUGUACAUUUCUGAAAUGACUUCAUCAACCAUAAUUGGAGAAAUUAAUUAUCAUUGUUCGUUUCUCUUUUUGUCAUUAAUGUAUACUACAGAUGAAUUGUUUAAAUAAAAUUGUUUGAAUUAAUGUUUUUGUAAAUAUAUUUUAUAAAAAAUGGUAGAAAUAGAGGUUUCAGCAGAGGGCGGACGGUAGGGGGUGCUAUAGCGCCCUCUGGAUUAGACAU